UGGUCUCCGGCUGCCUUCCCGCUCUCUCCUCCUCAUUCCGUGCUUUUCAGUUUCGCUCGCACUGUGCCCUUUUCCUCGUCGCUCUUCCCGGGCCUGCGAGCGGCGGCGCUAGGCCGCGCUGGGAUCCCCGGUCUCCCUUUCAUUUUAUUUUUUUUUUAUCUCUUUCCCGUGGCCCGCGAUUCUUCCCGCGGCCGCUGCGCAUCGGCGGCUCCGCGACAUCCCGGCGAGCGGCUGGCAGAGCGCGGCGCGCGAGCGCGCUCCGCUCCCUCCUCGAAACCCUUUUCUUCCCCUACUGCCCGAUUUUGGGGAAGAGCCGUGCCUUUGGCGCCGCAGCCUGCGGCUCGCUCGCUGCAAGAGCACGGUCCCCCGCUGCUAAGGCACGCGCGCCACAAAUCCGGGAAAGCAAGCAAGCGACGACUCCGGUUCCUCGUGCCACAACACGAAGGAGCAGCGGAAGGAGCGAGCGCCAGCAUCCUCUGCGUGCAACCACUGCACGGUUUCUGCCGGCGGAUAUAUAGCUGCAUACUUUCAUGCUCCACUCGUGGCCAGCGUCGCCGGGCUGCUGCGGGCUCUGACGGCGCCGGUGGUUGACCACGCGUUGACGACGCCGACUGCUGCGUCGCCAUGCCGUUCAGCAUCCGGCGGCUGACGCUGCAGCGCAGCCUGUCCGGCGGCGAGCGGCCCAAGAGCGAACCACCGGGGGGCCGGGCGGCCAUCAAGAAGUCCGCCUCGCAGGACGAGGCCCGCGCAGCCAGGGCGCUCCCUUCGUCGCGCUCCGCCGACCAGGGGGACCUCAGGCGGCUGCAGGCGCUCGGCCAGGCGCCUUCCCCGGUACAGGGAUCGCCGCUGCAACACCACGAGCCGGCUCAGCCGCAGCAGCAGCCUCCCGAGCCGCCUGCCCGCAACUGGUCCCCACAGCUUACAUCAGGCGGCGGUGGCCGCUACCCGACGCGGGCGGUGAGUGUCGACCGUGCCACUUCGUCGUCGUCUUCGUCGCUGCUAUCCCGGUGGCGGCAGGUGGGCCGAUCCAAGAGCGCCAGCAUCUCCGAGCCCCGCGAGUACCCCCUAGACGACGGCAACGCCAAACCCACGCCGCCGCCGCGACCCCCCCGGUCGGCCGCAUCCAGGCUGUCCGCAGCGGGCGGCAAAGGUCCGGCCGACUGGUCAGGCGGUGGCGGUGGCGGCGUGGUCGCCGGCCACACGGUGCGCAGGCCCGUGCCCAGGAGGCAACACUCGCUGCCGGAGACGCAGGAGCAGCAGCUGCAGCGCUCCAUCAUGGAGCUACAGAGCCACCUGGGCGCACCCGUGGGUGGCGGCGGCGGCGGCGGCGGGCGCAUGGUGGGCCCACCCAUGUACCAGCCACCGGCGAGCGUCUACGACGAGGACCCGGGCAUCAUGUCCGAGGUGGAGACCUCGGCCACGGGCCUGCGCCGGGCCACCAAGGCCCGCGCCAGCCUGCCCGUCGUCCGCACGCCGUCCAAGACGCAGGAGCGGCCACUCGCAAGGAUGACGCUCGUCAAGCCUGGCGAGCUUGGCGACUGGCAGGAUGGCAAAGGAAAUCGGUACAAGGAAGACUACAGGACUUCGAUGUCGCCCUCUGGAGGCGUCUACGUCAACAAUGAGCUGGCGUCUCGGGCGGCCAUGAUGACAUCGCUAGGCCUGGUGUUCCUUCAGUACCGGAGCGAGACGAAGCGGGCCUUGCUGCCGAACGAGAUCACGUCGAUCGACACGGUGAAGGCACUGUUCGUGCGAUCCUUCCCAAAGCAGCUCACCAUGGAGUAUCUCGAUUCACCGCACAUACGCAUUUACAUACACGACCCCUCCAAGGAUAUGUUUUACGAGCUCGAGGACCUCAGGGACAUCCGAGAUCGAUCAGUGAUACGCAUAUACGAGCAAGAUGUCAACGACGGGGGUGUCUACAGCACGUACGACCAGGAUAUGAGCUACUUUUCGGAGCCAGAGUUCGACUCGGAAUACCAGAACCAACACAUCCACAGGGCCAAGGGGGGCAAGUCUCAAGGAGCGGGCUACUAUGGAGUGCCGGCCUAUCCACCACAAGGCAGAACCCAGACACUUCCGCACGGCGCAACCAUUCGCCCCUUCUCACCUGCCCCACAGGAGAGGCCCAAGCCAAGCCCAGGCUACUCGCAAACCCUUCCCCGUGGAAUGACCUACUCGUCGGUGGCGCUGAGUCCGGAAAAGAGGCAGCCUGGCCUGCUUGUGACCGCUGCCGGCCCGCUGGGAGCGGCGCCGGCCAAGCCGCAGCGGUUCUAUGGACAGCCACCGCCGCCCCUACGGGUCGCCUCUCCCCUCACCUCCCCGAGGUCCCCUCUGCCGAGGCCAGUGCCCCCGCCGCCGCGCGCCCUGUCUCCGGACAGGGGCGGCAGCGGCCUGCUGGCCGAGGCCGGCUACCCGCCAGUGGUGGGCGCGCCCUUCCCGGCGGCCGGGGCACCGCCCGGCCCGUACCCGCCGCCCACGUCGCCGCGCCGCUACGACCUGGCCGGCUACCCUCCGGCCGACGACCGGGGCCGGGGCGGCGAUCCGGGAUACUCGCCCGAGCACAGGCUGGACCACACGCGCUCCUUGCCGGCGACCUUCAACUCGGCCUACGAGGAGCCCUUCUAUGGCGGGGACGCCGCGGCCGCUUACGGCUCACGCUCGGGCAGCGCCACGCCCAUCAUCGACGAAGAAGCACGAAUGCGUGUGGAAUACAUGGAACGCCAGCUUGCAAGUCUGACUGGGCUGGUACACAAGGCCCUGGCUGCAGGAACUUCUCCACGGCAGCCAAGCCACCUGAUCCCUACCAGGGACACGGACGUGGCUCCCGAGAAGGACAGGUCGGAUGACGUUCGGCUGCCAGAAUAUGAUGUGCAGAAGCACCCCUUCAAAGAGGAGAAGUCAGUGUCGUUCUCAGACGAGACCCUGGACUGCCACAAACAAAGGCAGCACUCGCCUCAGCCAGCAGCAGAGAAACCGACGAAGCCUGCAAUCAAGGGCCUGCGAUCACACUCCAUAUCAGAUGACUACUCUGGAGUGACGUCUGCAAUUCCAGACAAAGAUGGUCGGCCUUCAAAGCCAGCUCCGCCACCCAAGCCGGCCUCUCUGAGUUGUGCUCUUGAGUCACGACAGCAUUCCUCAUCUCCAGCAAAAGAGAUUCAUUUCAAUGCGGAAGCGUGCUCCCAGCUGCAGCUGCUGAGAAAGCAGACCAAGGACCUGCGGUUGGAAGUACGCAACCUGAGGCGGAUGACGCAGAGUCAAGCUGUCACCGCCAGAGAAAUGAUUCGGGAGACGUGCCUCAAGAUCAAGGUGAUGCUGGCUGCCGUUCAAGUGGGCGAAGACCAGGUUUGUGCAGAACGACUUCGGGUGUCUAGAGAAGAAGACCUCUACAGACAAGAUGUGACACGGCUGGAGAAGGACCUGUCUGACUUGGAGAGUCAAGUGGAGGAGCUCAGGGGCAACGUGAUCAACCGUAGGUGCCGAGUGAACAUGAGCAACGUGGAAAGCAUGGCUCUAGUUCUCAGCAGGGCCAGCAAAACAGUAGCAGACCUGAAAGCGCGGUUUCCAAAUCUACAAGAAAGCUUGAAAUCAGUCAUGGGAGCAGAAAUGGAAGUUGUUGUUAGAGAAGAAAAAUUUCUCAAGGAAGAGCCAGAAAGGCUAGAAAAUGCACUUAGGAGGUGCAAGAAGCUCACUGGGACACUAGUUACCUUAAAAAGGUUGGCGUCAGUGCAAGAGCAGAGGCAUACAGGAGCUCACUCGCUCCCCGAGAAGGCAGCAUCAGCGGAUGGGCCAUACUCCGACGGCGAGGCACACACUGCUCGGUCAAGCAGGCAGGCUUGGAAGUGGAGUUCUAAUUUCCGGGAGAAAAUAGAUGAAGAUGGGCAGACCCCAGAGGCACGGAAACAGGCAACGACGUGCGACGCGGCGGGUGAGCCGGCCGGCGGCGCAGCGAGCGACAGCAGCAAGGGCAGCCCCGCAGCGCGCUCGGAGAACGCCCUGGACGCGCUGCUGGACGAGCUGCAGACCUUCUCCAAGCCGGCGGACAAGCGCGGUGGCGGCCGGCCGCAUUCGGCAGACUCGCCCGUCAGGGCCUCUUCUUCCGCGUCUGUGGGAAGUGGCAAGCCGCCCUCCGGCGCCACGGUCAUCGUCGUCGAUGGUCCGGGCGGCGGCGUCAGCAAGAAGACGCCGCCUCCACCUCCGCCGCGCACAACGAGCAAGUCACCAGUGACGUCGCCCACGGGCCCACAGCGGAGCCGCUCGGAGCCGGUGCGCACCAACGCGCUGGCCGCGGAGGACGCGAGCAGCAGCAGCAGCGGCAGCAGCGGUGGCCGGCGAGACCAGCUCUCAUCCAACAGCAGCAGCAGCGAGAGCGUCAACUCGCAAGAAGGGCUACAAGCACGCAGCCGACAGGAGCUGCUCGACUCGCGGCAUCAGGAGCUGCUGCGGAAACAGCGCCAGCUGCAAGAGCAGUACGCACGGCUGCAGCUCCUCCAGCGCCUAUCGCCGCCCAAACCGGACCUGAAGAAGACCGGCAGCGAGAGCAACAUCCUGCACAAGGCAUCACUCUCGCUGGGCAGCGCUGGCGGCGCGUCCGGUUCGCUCACCCACCUGGCGGUGCCGUCGUCGGCCCUGCGCACGGGCGCCAAGAUCUACGAGACGGAUAUACUGUAGUGACUGUACGGUAUGCACGCAUUGGCUUGGCUUAUUUGAGACGUGUGCGGCCCACAUCUCGGGGGGCUCCCACCACGUGCUAGUCCCGGAGGUCUGACUCCACUGAUGUCCAGCGAAACGCCGCGGCCGCAGGUGCCAAAGGUGGUGUGCACAAGGAGGAAUCGCAGCGGGGAGAUUAUUGAACGCAGAGGUGACUGCAAUGUAUCGAAAUUACUGUAUUUACUUGUCCAAUUUGUACUUAGGAUGUAGCAUAGAAUCUGCAUAAGAUUCUCAUUACUUGUGAGGAUAUUUAUAAUGUACCCAUGAUAACCUUCUGGCAAAUUUUGCUUGUUGGAAGUGUUUGGAAAGAAACAAGCAGGACUGGUGAACAGGCAAGGUUCCUUCACAUUUUCGUUAUAACUUGCUGUGGCUUCAACAAAGGAUUUUCUUUUGGAGGCUUCAAAAGUCUCAAAGGUGUUAAACAGAACAUGAGCUCUUUGGUAUCUUUCGUAUUUCCAAAAGCUUGGCCGAGUCUUGGGCCUUGACCUUAAUGAAAGGAAAUGAGAGGACAGCGUGCGGCUCCAUUUCGUGGCGUUUAUUUUCUCCUGUGCACUCCCAGCACCUGCGGCAUGGGUGAAGUGCAAUCGAAACACUUGGCUCGGCGCCUGGACAGGAAGCCUUGCAUCGCAGAAGGGCACGGGUGACAUGCCAGUCUGUUUGUACUGGACAGUAGACGCCUCACGGUAGGGGUAAACAAGUGCACGAGGAGUGUUGCAUGGGAAAGCACCUGUUAGGCUCUGACCCGGUGAACACAGGACCAUGUGCAAUGCGCAAGUUGGGAUUGGAGGUGGGGAGAGGCUGACGUUGGCCACGUGACUGCGGACGUGGCUUUUAUCCGGGAGCGUUCGCCGUGCCUCUUCCAAGACAGCACUCGGCCAAAUAACUACGCGACACAGUUGUUUUUCGCGUUGAAGCAGCCACGCGGCCGGAACUGUCCGCGACGAGGCGGCCAAGUCCGCAUAUCGCGUGCUUUGUCUGGCGUUUUUUUAUUCUAUCUACAUGACAGUGGUCUUAGCAUGUCUAUUUCCCUCCCAGUUCACAAGGGCUGUGUGUGCAAUUGGCAGGGUGAGUGGUUUCAAUCGCCUCUUUAUUCUGUGGCAGAAGAGGGAUGAGUUGUGUGGUGGAAAAUGCCGAGGCUUCCAGGGUGGCGCUAUGUGCAUAUACAAGUGUAGAGGAACCCUCAAUGCUGUUUGACGCUUACGCUGUCGAAGUUACGCUGUCCUUUGAGCAGCUUUCAGUGAAUGCCAUGCGUGAAUUGUCUGGAGAGAAGAUGCUUGGAAAAAAAUGAGCGUAAUUUGUCAUGCAUAAUCACUGUUAGUCGCCGUAGUGCUCACACUUUUGCGGAAAAAAAAAAGUUCUGUACACUUUUCUAUUCAUAAACUGCCUCUAACAGGCGGACAUAUUUGUUAUGGUGCCGGGUUGUUUGUUUGCCCAAUGUAUUCUGUAAAAGGAAGUUUUGCAGUGUGCCGCAAUGUCAGAACUUGCGUUGUGUUCACCACCUAUUAUAAAAGUCCUUGCAUUGCUUUCGCUUUCUGCAACCGCACCUUUGCAAACUUGUCGAAGAGCCUUGAACCUAACAGUUUCUCCCACAUUUUGGCACUGUCAUUGUCUUCUUGAGAAUGUUUAAUUUAUUGCUGGAGACCACUGUGUAGGCAUUGUGGACAUAUGAGGCCGUUAAAUAUCUGGUAUAAGCCAGAUGGUGAAGUACACACCUUUGACGAGUACACCAUGUUAGUAUUUCAUCAUCAAGGUUCUGUCACUUAUACUUUAUAUUGACAUGAUGUGCUAAGGCUUGCGACUUGUGGGUGAUGUAGUGCAAUUUUCCCCACUUUAUUAACUUUGGAACACUGAACAAUGUGACAUAUGUGCUACCUUGUAGUGAAAUACGCAAUUCACACUAUGAAGGCUGAUGGGUUCCUUGUAGAUUUGUUAAUAAGAUGCAUACAAAAGCUUUAAUCAUCGAUUUGUGCGGCUGAAAAGGCAAUGUAAAAGAAAAUAGAAAAAAGAAAUAAACUGUAUUCAACGAAAUUUCUUCCAUAGCUUAAUAUUUUCAUCCAUGAUGUACAAAUGCUGUGCUGUUACUAAUUGGAACGUAAAAUUGGUAAGCGUAUAACCACCUUCUUGUUCUUGCAAUAUGAGUGUCAUUUUGGUCGUUGUCUGCUAUGAGCUGCUUAACUCAUUUGCACAUAGUUUGUUCUGACCAAAAAUGCUUGUUGGAAGCAUGUGUAUUACCACAUACUGUCAUGCUACAGGGGCAACUUUUUGUUAAUUUUGUUAUGUGAACAAAAAUUUAAUUCACAUAAUGUCACAGAAGAAAGGCAGUCUUGCAGCCCAAAUUCAAUGACUGUGUUAAGCAGCUCCACUGCAAUGCAUUCUUUCACAUGACCAAGUAAUCAUAGUCAAGUGUAAGAAAUAUUUACAUAAGCAGUGCUCGAGGUCAGCCUUCACUUAAACGCCACUCUGCGCUGCGGAUGUUGGAGUACGUGUUUGGCGUAUUUUGGCGCGUCGAAAAUACUCAAAAAUUGUUGGUGUAGAACCAAUGUGUAUGAAAGAGUAAAAAGUGAUACCCUUCGAAAGAACUUCGAAAGCAACAUGGCGAAUGGUGAAGGUAAUGGCACAAAGAUAUAAAAACAUGACCUGAACUUUGUCUCGUUGUUUGAGCUGUUCGUGUUCAACGAAAAUCAAGAAUCCGAGAUUUGACCUUUUCUGUAGUUUACAGAAAAUAUAGUUAGCUUAGCACAUGGCAAGGGCUUUUAGAAGUGGAACUUGAGCUGUGAUAUUGAAAAAAAGAAAAACAUUUCCCAUUCUCCAAAUGAUGCAGAAUCAAUGUGAUUACACUGAAAAGAUUGGCACAUUAAAUAAUUCUAAAGCUCAGCGGGCAAAAUGUUGACACUGCGCAUUAGCCCACUAACUACCAGCAAAGUCUUCAGCAUAAUACGUUUUCAUUCUUGAAAAACGUGAAAUAUUGGGUGUUAUGAGGGAAAUAAUUUCCUGUGACAGAAUUAAUAUUUACACAUACGUUCCUUGCAAUAACUUUGGGUACACAGCAAACUUACACAGCAAACUCCAAUGUACGACAAAAAACGUGAAAAGUUAGGAGCACUAUUAUCCUUACUACUUCAUUUGUGGCUAUGGUGUGUUCACUCCAAUUCCAUACGAAGCCACUCGCUGUGGUGCACCAGGAUAAGGUACCACUCCCUGCCCCUAUUACUGCUGUGCUCUCGUUUGUGUAGCAUUUCCUCGUGGUUUGUACAUCAUAAUGUCAUGCCUGCAGAUGCGGCUGAGCAAGUCCCUAAAUGAAAAAGAACAAAUGUAUUCAGAAAACCCAUCUACACCAUCGUGUUUCCACAAGUACCUGCCUCACACCCUUACCCGUAUACAGUUUGCAUGAAUGUGCAUAGACUCCUUUGACCUUAGCUCCUCCAGAAAAAAAUAGUUGUUCUGAAAAUUUUCAUCCUACUAUAGCGCGUGUUGUUACAUGUUGAUAUGCUGCCGACACGAUGGUGGCACUUUCUCAGUGGCGCAUUGUGGCGCUGCGCCAGAGCCGUCGUCAUGCCACAAGGCAAGUUAUUAGAAAUGUCUGUUGGCUGUCUGCGCAGUUUCGCAUUUCAUGGAUUUGUAAGGGACGAGCAAGCGACAGAUCAAAUAUGUUGGUUGAAGCAGGAUACUCGCAAGCUCUCAUAAAUGUGCAUCUAGAACAGAAACCAUGCUAUUGAGGACUUGCGACAUCAUGUAUGGGCUGGUACACUUUUCCACAAACACCUUUAGGUAUGCAAAUUUUAGUUUUCCCUCAUUAUUUGGCCAUCACUAACGACGUCUGAGCCACUUGUGUCCAGUUUACUUAAUGGAUCAUUGCCAUUUAUCGGAUUCUACCUGGUACAAAAGUUCCCAGGUGAAAGUGCUCGCUGCCAUAUUGGAGAGAAAGGUGCGGGGCAAGUGCUUUGGUUGCUUGCCAGUGUGUGUAUACCAGAGCUAGGAAGAUUAGCACCAGCAUGCGGCACACGUAGUCCAGCAGCGAAUAAUUUCUUUAACUUUUUUGAGAUGUGCCUCACAUUCACAGUGCAUUGUUCUCCCCAUGAAGUUGCUUUCUGUUUUUAUGUGCAGUCAAAUGUCAAAUCGACAUGCAUACAAUGACGAGCGACGCUAUGAACUUGUCUCGCCAACAUAGGUUAAAUAUCUGCGUGUUUUAUAUGCUAAUGUAUUUAUUCUGCUUUUCAACGCAUAAUUUCGUAACUAAAUGCAGUUUUUUUUUUUUACUAUAGAAGCAGUUCUUUUCAUGGUCAGGCAUAUGUUCAUUUGCCAAUAACGCAACAGUGGAAAACUUUAUAGACGUUAAAUACAUCACUGCGCGGAGACGUGUUUCUUGAUGCGGUGAAAAUAGGUCCGCCUGCAGUGGUAUUUGUUUGACUUUAUGAAAGUGUUGGUUUGACCUGUUAAAUUAAGAGAGCCUAUAUAGAUCACUGUCACAUUUUAACACAUGUAUGCACCCUUGGCGACUUGCGAAGCAAGAACCGUGUUUUCAUAACGUGGUAUAAAUGAACAGCAUGCAUUAUUACAAGGCGACAGUGAAGCCUCACCUUGUUCCAUCCGUCGUGUCCUUUUGCCGCCUCUUCAUUUCCAAAGUACCUGCAUGUUGACGAGCGUGGCAGGAUGUGUUAAAAAUUCUCCUCAGUAUAUUUAUUGCCCACCACCUACUUAAGGUGACUAUAUUUAGUCUUUUUGGUCACUACAGGGCUCUGUUCAAUGUUGAAGAUUUCAUACAAAGAGAGGUAAUGCUCUUUUUUCCACCUGUUUCAUGAGCAUAUAUAUUGUUCUUAAGUUAUUCACUUGAGAUACACAUGGGCUUUAUUCCUGCACUGAAUGUGGCAUGGUCGUGGAGUUCCUUUGUUAACAUACAGAAGACUGUGGCAUCCAGGGUUUCAGGACAAUCUUAAGCAAUAAGUUAAAAAAAACACUUAUUUGACUGGUUGCAAAUGAAAUGUUUCGCUCAAAGCGCUUUUGCAUGCAUAUAUCAUUUUGAAGAAAUUGCACAGAGCGUUUCUCACGUGGUGUCAUGCAUAUUCAGGUUUUCUACUGUGCUUGUAUUGUUUUUGAUUUGCUGAGUUCAUUAAAUUAAUGCGGUGCCGAAACUUUGUAAUUGUAAAGAGAAGUAAUGUCGCUACAGUUUAAGCACAUUAGUCGACAAAAAAGAAAGGAAUGUGCAUUUUUAAAAGGAAAUGAAAAUUCUUGUUUAACUGGAUAUGCAAGGUCCUAAUUCUAUUUAGGAGUGUUCAUUUCCUUAGCUUCAUAAACGGUGACAAGUAUUUCAUACGAGUACCACUUACCUAGCUUUCUGUGUCAAACAUCUCUAUUGCUUAGAAGAUGUAGCCACUUUUUUCACCAAGGUGUGGUGGUGAUGCGAUUGUAGUAUUCUCUGUGCGGUUACCAUUUGUUUUCCUUAAGCUACUUGUAGCUAUGCACAAAACUUUCACUGGGAAAGAUUAAAAUUUGCAUACUUAUACCUGUGUGUACAUACAUGUACUGUAGCGGAUUUUUCUCGUGUGUAUCUAGUUGGCACAAUUUGCAGACGUCUUCUACUGUGGAGGAUAGGCCGCACUGAAGCGUUAUUUUUAGACUGAAAUGCAAUGAAAUGGGAUGUCAUUCGUAUGCCUAAACAAGUGGCGUUUCUAUUAUCUUACUCGUCUCAGGUGCUCUUUGACUUGUCAUAGUCACUACCAUAUUCAGUAUACAGUGUGGACUCGUGUGCUUUCUUUGAUAUUGAUUGAUCGCUGAUCACGUAGUAGAAUUGUAACAUAAGUCUGUCGUGAAUUUUGUCAAAAAUAAAAAGUUGUGUCUUGUUCA
This is a messenger RNA of Dermacentor andersoni, 10548 nucleotides long. Its product is annotated as coiled-coil domain-containing protein AGAP005037-like. The record is from RefSeq and is a predicted model, not a curated record. Gene Ontology annotation, cellular component: cytoplasm. NCBI's taxonomy places the organism in Eukaryota, Metazoa, Arthropoda, Arachnida, Ixodida, Ixodidae.